AUCACCACUCCUCUCACCGGAAAACGAGUCACGACUUACGAGUCCCCUCAACGAGUUACCACUAAUCAAAAAGAAAUACAAUAAUGGGUAUAUGCAGUUCUACCGAGUCGACUCAAGUGGCCACGGCGAAGCUGAUCUUGCUAGACGGGAGGAUGAUGGAGUUUACAAAACCCGUUAAAGUCGGAUACGUUUUGCUUAAGAACCCUAUGUGUUUCAUCUGUAACUCCGACGACAUGGAGUUCGAUGAGGCUCUCUCCGCUAUAAGCGCCGACGAAGAGCUUCAGCUAGGUCAGAUAUACUUCGCGCUCCCUCUUCGUUAUCUUCGUCAGCCACUUCAAGCGGAGGAGAUGGCUGCAUUGGCCGCUAAAGCUAACUCUGCGCUCAUGCAAAGUGGUGGUGGUGGUGGAAGCUCUCGCCGGAGACGUGUAGAUCCUAUUGUCGCCGGUGAUAAAUAUCGCACUAGAGUUGCCUCCUGUGAUGAUACGGUGGGUUCAGGCUUCGGAAGGAGGAAGGAGAGAAACUCUGACGGUGGUGGUAGCACUAGUAGUGGCCGGAGGAGGGAAUGUUACGCGGCGGAGCUGAGCACGAUAGAAGAAUGAAGGGUAGUUUUAGUAAUUUUGUUGUUGAUAGUUGUAAUUAUGGUGGGGGUAUUUUAGUCAUUUAAAAAGCAAUAUAUGCAAAUUAGUCAGAUGUUAGGAAAGUUAUCUUAUUGGAUUUUAGUAGUUAGUACUUUAGUAGCUAAGCUUAGUAGAAGCAUCUCUCAUUGAUCUGUGACAUUUGUCGAAUUAAAUUAUUAUUCCUACACUUCACUUUUUCUCAAGACGACUAAAAUUUCCAACAAGUAGUAUUGGUCAUAGUAGAUUAGCAUAGUUAAGCAUACAGUAUUAGAUUUAAUCCUCCGUAUGUAUAUACAGAAAUG
Messenger RNA from Eruca vesicaria subsp. sativa (arugula), 919 nucleotides. NCBI's taxonomy places the organism in Eukaryota, Viridiplantae, Streptophyta, Magnoliopsida, Brassicales, Brassicaceae. The record is from the annotation of a GenBank genome assembly.